Messenger RNA from Peronospora matthiolae, 981 nucleotides. Lineage: Eukaryota; Oomycota; Peronosporomycetes; Peronosporales; Peronosporaceae. The record is from the annotation of a GenBank genome assembly.
AUGAAUGCAUCCCACGCGACCAAGUUUCGUCACGUGGAGAGCACGCGACUCGCCUCUGCGUCCAGAGUCUUGACGCACUUGCCCGUGUCUAUUCCAAGUGCCAGUUCUGAACGUCCCGCUCUUGCAGCGACUUCCGCUCACUUGGCAUUUGUUCAGUCGGAAGAUACUCAUGGCGGCUCAAUCCAAGUGGAAGCUCUGAGUGGGAUGGACGCAGCUGAAACAGAGAGUCAGAAGUCUACAGAGACGCGGCCGCUGUCCUCUGGCGAGUGGGGUCACCGGGCCACGUACUCGAGACGAGGAGUGCUGAGACUGUAUGAAGUGCAUGCUUCGACGAUGAGCUUAGAGAGAGCAGUGGGACAAGGCGCUUCGUUGACGUCUGCAGACUGGACUUGGGAUGGUCGAGCUGUGAUAGCGGCAACGAAUGACCCAGCUGUGAGGAUGGUGGACACGCGUGAGCAUUUGACGUCGACGGUCGAAGUACCAAAGGCACAAUCAGGUACACGACCCGACCGAGAGCUCAAGUUAGGGGACCCUCGAUUCAUGGCCAAGUGCUUACAUCGAGAAAGAGUGGAUGCAGGAGGUGGUGACCAGUUGUUUCCGCUCUACGAUCCUGAUAUGGACCUCUUGUUUGCGCUAGGCAAGAGAAGUUGCAGUGCCAGAAUGUUUGAGGUAGACGUGACGCGCGUCCCUUAUGUGCAUGCACUAAACUGCCGCACAUCGCGCGACUCGACACUUGCAGCGCUUGCAGCGACGCUUCUGUCCAAGUCAGUGUGUGAUACGAAUGUGUGUGAAGCUGCCCGCGUGUUGAAUCUCAGUACGAGCGAAACGAGUGGUGGCGUGAGCUGCGAAGUCAUCAGCUACCGAGCUCCUCGCAACGAGGAGACGUGUACGUUCCAAAGCGACUUGUAUCCCGACUUGUUGUCAAAAGAAGCUGCAAUAAAGUCCGAGGAGUGGAUACGGGGGCAAAAUGCUGAUCCUUAG